This is a messenger RNA of Pyrus x bretschneideri (Chinese white pear), 679 nucleotides long. Its product is annotated as V-type proton ATPase subunit e1-like. Gene Ontology annotation, cellular component: proton-transporting V-type ATPase, V0 domain. Gene Ontology annotation, molecular function: proton-transporting ATPase activity, rotational mechanism. The record is from RefSeq and is a predicted model, not a curated record. The transcript has 4 exons. Bases 198 to 410 code for a protein of 70 amino acids. NCBI's taxonomy places the organism in Eukaryota, Viridiplantae, Streptophyta, Magnoliopsida, Rosales, Rosaceae. Gene Ontology annotation, biological process: proton transmembrane transport.
UGCCCUUCCAAUUCAUACGGUCUACUAGUCAUCCUGUACCCGUCACAGCAAAAACCAGAGGUCGGAGCCUCAGGCAACGUAACAAUUUGUUUUUGGAAGACAAUCAUAUCAUUCAUUCAAGACAACCACUAAGCUUAAUCAACUGUUUGCGGAUGUGAUUUCCGGAAGAAUAAGUGUUGGAAUCGGAUAAGAUCGAAAUGGGUUUUGUGGUUACAACUCUAAUCUUUGCAAUGGUGAGCGUAAUUGCUUCCCUCAUGGUCAGAAUUUGCUGCGGCAGAGGCGCAUCAGCAAACUUGCUCCACUUUACACUUGUUAUCACUGCGGUAGUGUGCUGUUGGAUGAUGUGGGCGAUCGUAUACCUUGCACAGAUGAAACCACUCAUUGUUCCAAUCCUAACCGAAGGAGAGUGAUAUAGAAGAAUUUGUUCUUGCAGAAUUGAGCCACGCAUAAUUGUUCCAGACUUUCCAUUUAGGAUUUGGAUGUAUAAUUUUCGAGGAGAGUUGGUUGGAUACAUAGGUUUACUGGCUGAUGUACUACCUUGAACCGGUAUAUUUGUUCGCUUCAUCCUCCGAAAACCGGAGUAGUCCGGUCUGUUUUCUUUAUAAGUUGGCCGUGGAUAAUGCGGUUUGUAUGAACCCUGUUUUAUUGAUGUGAAAUAAAAAAAGUUAAUUCCUUGGCA